Penicillium paradoxum is the source of this 876-nucleotide messenger RNA. RefSeq lists its product as uncharacterized. Bases 1 to 876 code for a protein of 291 amino acids. The record is from RefSeq and is a predicted model, not a curated record. Lineage: Eukaryota; Fungi; Ascomycota; Eurotiomycetes; Eurotiales; Aspergillaceae. The transcript has 3 exons.
AUGGCCAAAGCCGAGUCCGAUCUCAAAUCCAUCCUCGAUGGCGGCUUCGAUCCCCAACAGUUCCCUUGGUAUGAGCCGGAAUUGACCGAGGCUCCUGAGCCGGCAAAGACUCUGCUGGAGAAGUAUAGCAAAAUACCGCCUAAUCAGGUCGUGGAACAUGUGAAGAAAGUGCGUCGGGAAAUCGGUACCUUUGCUAACCCCAACUUCCAGUUCCCGUACCCAUGCAUUGGAUCAUUCCGAUUCUUGGACUUGAGCAUCCCUCAAUCUCCCCUCUACCCGGAGAUCCUGGAGAGACUGAAGUCCGGCCAAAAGCUGCUCGAUGUGGGGUGUGCAGUCGGACAAGAGCUGCGCCAACUGGUCUUUGACGGUGUCCACUCUGAGAACCUCUAUGCCUCGGACCUACGUCAAGACUUCUACGAUAUUGGCUACGAUCUCUUCAAUGAUCACGACACCCUCAAAGCCCAGUUCAUAGUAGCAGAUAUCUUCGACGAUAACUCUGAUCUAGUAAAGAAAUUAACGGACAAAAUCGAUAUUGUCAACGCCGCUUCCUUCUUCCAUCUGUUCAACUGGGACCAGCAGGUUCUUGUUGCCAAGCGGCUGGUUGGGAUUCUCCAUGACAAACCUGAUUCUCUUAUUAUCGGCCGGCAAGUCGGUCGUGUGGAUCCUCCAUCUCCAGAGGAACAGGCUGCCGGUGGGCACUAUCGCCAUGACCCCGCUACGUGGAAGAAGCUCUGGGAGCAAGUAGGUGCUGAAACUGGGACGCAGUGGGAAGUUGAGACUUGGAUGGAGAAGUGGGCUGGACAUGAUAAGGUGAUGAAGGAUUAUCAUGAGGGAUUGGAUACUUUCAAGUUGAGAUUUAGUGUGAGAAGAGUAUAG